This is a messenger RNA of Aspergillus puulaauensis, 1644 nucleotides long. Its product is annotated as DNA-(apurinic or apyrimidinic site) lyase APN1. The coding region runs from base 1 to 1644 and encodes 547 amino acids. The transcript has 5 exons. Gene Ontology annotation, biological process: base-excision repair. Gene Ontology annotation, molecular function: DNA binding; DNA-(apurinic or apyrimidinic site) endonuclease activity; phosphoric diester hydrolase activity. Gene Ontology annotation, cellular component: nucleus; mitochondrion. The record is from RefSeq and is a predicted model, not a curated record. NCBI's taxonomy places the organism in Eukaryota, Fungi, Ascomycota, Eurotiomycetes, Eurotiales, Aspergillaceae.
AUGCCUCCCCAAGGUACCCGAAAGGCUGCCAGAUCGUCUGCAGAGCUUCAAUCGACAAGCAACAAACGAGACCUCGAAGAGGAGCCUGAAUUACUUACUCCGCGGCGGCAAUCAAAACGUAUCAAAUCGACCGAACAGCUUCGAGGCACCCCAGCUAGUCCCCAACCGAAGGUUUCAAGAGCGCAAACCAAAAGCGAGGGUCAACUUGUGCAGGAAGAAACAAUAAAGGUUCAGAAUCAGCCUCAAAAUUCCACUACCACAACGAAGGAAAAGAUUGAGGAACAGGUGGAACAGGACUCCUCCGUUAAAGUCAAGGAUGAGGUAGACGAAGAAGCUACAGUCACAACAAAAACCCCCAAGAAGAGAAAGACAAAGAAGGAACAACAAGCCGAAAUCAUGCCAUUGAGGGCCCGUACCCAGGGUCUGCGCAUGUUUGUCGGAGCUCAUGUGAGCGCGGCAGGAGGUGUGUUUAAUGCUGUGAGUAAUAGCAAGCACAUUGGCGGCAAUGCUUUCGCCCUUUUCUUGAAAUCUCAGAGGAAAUGGGACAACCCUCCUCUUCAGGAUGAACACAGAGACAAUUUUCUCCAGCUUUGCAAGGACAAUGAUUAUGACGCAGCAAAAUAUGUUCUGCCUCACGGUUCGUACCUGGUAAAUUUGGCGCAAGAAGACAAAGCAAAAGCAAAGCAGGCCUAUGACUCGUUCUUAGACGACCUGCGCCGCUGCGAAGCCCUUGGCAUUCAACUGUACAACUUCCAUCCCGGGAGCGCAAACAAAACCCCAUUCCCCAGUGCACUCGCGCGGCUUGCAAAAUCUUUAACCAACGCGCUCUCGGCUACAUCAACGGUCGUACCCGUCCUGGAGACAAUGUGCGGCCAUGGCUCAACAAUCGGAGGUUCCUUCUCAGAAUUCCGCGAUCUCCUCGCUUUAAUACCAAAAGAAUUCCACCACCGCAUCGGAAUCUGCAUAGAUACAUGCCAUAGCUUCGCCGCAGGAUACGAUCUUGUCACACCAGCCGGCUUCCAGGCGUUUCUGAAAGAAUUCGAAGAACUAAUCGGCAUCCAGCAUCUCCGUGCCCUCCACCUUAACGACUCCAAAGCACCCGGCGGAAGCAAGCGUGACUUACACGCCAACAUCGGAACAGGCUUUCUAGGCCUAAGAGCCUUUCACAACGUCAUGAAUGAACCUCGCUUUGAGGGUAUACCCAUGAUCUUAGAAACUCCAAUUGACCGGGUACCGGUCACUAGCGGAGUUAAAGAGGAGAAAGAAGAAGCCAGCGAUGACGAAGCCAAACCAAAGAAACAAACCAAAAAACCGGCCGCAGCGAAAAGCAAAACACAGCCAGUCCCCGAUUUCUCCGUCUGGGCUAAGGAAAUAGAGCUCCUCGAAUCCCUAAUCGGCAUGGACCCCGAUAGCUCAGAAUUUCGUACACUAGAAGCCCGACUCUCCGAGGAAGGGCGAGAAACACGCGAAAAACACAUGGAACAGUAUAAACGCAAGCUCGAGACCGAGGAGAAGAAGAAGGCCAAGGGUGAAGGGAAGCAGAAAAAGCUCAUGGAAAUGAUGAAUAAUAGCAAGGGGAGGGGUAAAGCGAGCGCGAAGAAGGAUGAUGUUGAGAGUGAGGAUGAGGGAUGUCAGAGCUGUUAA